AUGAACAAGCGUUUAAAUGACUUAGGUUUGCAAGUAAUGGUUCGGAAAAGGCCUGGUGGUGUUGUUGAUAUAUCUAGUUCUGAUGAUUCUGAAAAUGAUGAUUUGGAUGAUGUCCAAUGUUCUCAACUUCCUUAUAUGGAUUAUGAUUUAUAUCAAUCUGCUUCGGAUACUCUGGAUGUAUCAGAUGGUGAUUCUUCUAGUGACAAUUCAAGUUUUGACCGACAUUUGUAUGAGAAGUGCUUGAAAGAUUAUGAGAAGAUUAGGAAUAUGAAGAGAAGGCUGAAAAUUGCAUUGAGCCAUAAGGUAAUCUCAUCGACUGAGGAGUUAGUUCAUGUUGUUCUAGAUCUUCCUGUUGGUACAAGACCCUUCCCUUCUGAUCCAAGUGCUGGCAAGGAUUUUGUAUUAUCAAAGUUUGGAAAGUCUAAGAUCCCGCCAGUUUCUUUUUUUGCUGAUAAGUUGAUCAAGAGGGAAGAUUUGUCAGAUGAGGACAUGCUUAUUUGUUUCAUGAUUGUUGCUUUGAGCAGUUUCUUGUGCCCCAAUACGAAUACUGUUUCGAGCCCAAAGUACUUUGGCAUAUUUGAAGAUGUUGAGCACAUUAAAGAUUUGAAGUGGUGUGCUUAUGUGCUACAUUGGUUACUUGAUCAUCUCAAGGCAUUCAAUGGAGGUAAAGAUGAUAAAGGGAAAUGUUGUUUAGGUCUUGGUGGUUAUCUGUAUCAUCUUGCGGUUGUUUACCUGGAUCAUAUUGAUUUCCGACAAAGGCAACUUGUAGGCUCUAUUCCUCAAAUAUCUGUGUUGAAGGGUGAUUUGAUUCAGUUUUAUGCUAAUCUUGACAUCAAAUCUCCUGAUGUUUAUGGUUACAGACCUUUGCUUGACUUUGAGAAAACAUGCUAUUAUAAGCUCUCUUUAACUUUGAAGUUCAAGAUAUCUCAGUUGGUUGACAAGCAUUCCUUUAACUGUGGUUCGUCCUUCAAUUUGGAUAUCAUUUCUCUUGGGAAUGUGUCCAAAGACUUCCAAGAUAUGUUCACAAAGUUGACGCGGCAUACUGAUCCAUCUGUUGAAGAUGAUGAUCCCUUAUCUGUUGCUGCAAGUCCAGAUGAAGAUAAAAGUGAUCCUGUUAUUGUUCCUGAUUAUGUUCCUAAAGUCUCUCAGAGUAUACGUGUUGGUAAUAAUCAACCUAUUGAUGUUGAUUUGGAGGAGAAGUUGAAAAAGAGAUGUUCCAUUGUUUUAAGCCAGAGAUUGAAACCUAUGUCUACCCCUGAGAUGGGUGCUAAAGUCAGGCUUGUUCAUGCUUCUAUUUGUAACCCUUUGGCUGACAAAACUAAUGUUGCUUCUCAUUCUGGUGGUUGCCAUAUUUCUUCUAAUUUGGAUAGGGAUGUCAUUCUUAUUGAUAAAGAGAAUGUUGUUAUCCCUGAUUUGAUUCUGUCUCCCCAUUUCCUUUUCGACAUCGAUCUAGAUUAUUUCCAUCUAAGGAUCGUGUAA
Messenger RNA from Miscanthus lutarioriparius, 1479 nucleotides. The record is from the annotation of a GenBank genome assembly. Lineage: Eukaryota; Viridiplantae; Streptophyta; Magnoliopsida; Poales; Poaceae.